ACGCCAUUUUGUCAUAUUCCUCUCUCCCGGGAACCUUCUUUCUUAAACCUCAACACCAACCAGCCACAGGGCUUUGCAAUGCAAACUUUUCUCUUUUCAAAAUGGAGCUUACACUAAUUAUCAUUAACUAACCAAUCUCAGUGGGUAAAGAGAACCACAAUACUGCAUUUGGCAUCACACUCACACCACAAUCAUGGGUCAGGCAUUUCGUCGUGCAUCUGGGAGAAUCCGUGCAGCUUCCGAGGCUGACCCAUCAUCCUUGUACAAACCAAAGACCACAGUUGAUCGCCGGCCAGAGUCCAAGGCCUCGGAAAAACCGAAAGUUGCCGAGCAAGUCUUUAUUGACGCGGAUGAUCGUCCUAGAGUUAACAUGGACAACAUCCUGGAAGACAGAGAUCCCAAUUAUGACGCUAUGCUUGGUAAAAUGGUUGGUAGAAUUACAUCAAAGCCUGGGGGAAAACCUGAGAUGGGAGAGGCCUUCUUGGUUGAGAAGUAUAAUAGGCCUAUGCCAAAAUUACGAAACACAAAGCCAGAUUCUGGUCAUUAUGAGGAAAGGCCAGUUCCUGCUGGCACUUUGAAUGUAGCACAGUUGCGCCGUAUCAUGCUCUUGCAUGAAGGCAAGGCUGAUGAUCACGAUGGGCCUAUGGAUGCUCACCAAAUUGCUGAAAAGUUUCAGGUCGACGUUGUUCAGAUUCAGAGAAUCUUGCAUUUCUUAUCGCAACCUCCAGAAGGAAGCAAUAAAGAUAAGAACGAAGCAUCAAGAUAAAUAGCUUUACCAGCAUUGCAAACUUGUUCCUGCUGACAAAAGGCCUUUUUCUAAAUGGAUUUGAGGGGUGGACGAAGUCUUGCCUAUUAAGAAUGGUAGGUCAACCGAAAGUUGUAUGCCAAAGGCCAUGACCUCAGGUCUUUAUUUACUUGUAAUUGACUGUAUUACGAAGUGCUUGUGCGGCUGGAUUUUGUUAGGACAUAGCGAUAUCAACAGUUGAAUUUGUCACUCUCACGGAAACUAACUUUGGAGAGAGUUGCAAUAAGGGCUUUGUAACCCAACAGUUGAGCUUUUGCUCUUUUUAAAGUGCUACACAACAAUCUUCAUUCAAGCCUCUACAUCUAUUAAAAUAGGAGCAAACUGGUUUUGGCUUU
This is a messenger RNA of Abrus precatorius (Indian licorice), 1140 nucleotides long. RefSeq lists its product as uncharacterized. NCBI's taxonomy places the organism in Eukaryota, Viridiplantae, Streptophyta, Magnoliopsida, Fabales, Fabaceae. Bases 194 to 766 code for a protein of 190 amino acids. The transcript has 3 exons. The record is from RefSeq and is a predicted model, not a curated record.